UAUGUUUUCUUGGCCUUAGUUGUUGUUUCCGAAUCAAUCAUAACGCUCGUGUUAGAAUUCGAGCUCGCGUCGCUCUUUGACAAAUAAGUUUAUAAAUAAAAUUAAAGGUCUCUGUUUGUUUAUAACCAAAUCGAAGCAGCGAACACGUUCUGUUAGCAAUUUGUGAUUUGCAUAAUUUACGCAACGAAAGCAGCUGCGUCGGCAAUAGAAGGUGCAAGAAGGCGGGGUGGCAGUCCAAGAAGCAGCAGCGCAAAGCGAAAUCAAAGUCUGCGCAUAGAAACAAAAUACAAAAUAGAAAAUUAUUCAAGUGUGUGUAAUUUGUUCGUAGUUGAUAAAAAAGUGUUGAAAUUGCUAAAAAUAGUACAAAAUGGCUCGUUUGAAACAUUUCUAAUUUAUAAAAUAAAUCCUAUAAAUAAAAGUGUGGGAAACCAAUAGUAUAACUACAUUUUGUGGUCAAUCUGGUUGGACGCAGUUUCGUUUUACUCAUAGAACGUGAGCGUGAAUAAAAUUGCAAUAAAUUGCAAUCAAAAUUUUUAAUAAAGUGUUUAAUUGAAAUUUGUUAUUACAAUGGCGCGUUUAAGUAAUUUGUUGUUUAAUUCGACAUCGAAUUUAGAGACUAAACAGUUUAACUGUUAAUUCGCAACAAAUAGCAAAAAAAAAACAAUCAUAAUAAAAUAAGAUCAAUCAGAAAAUUGCACUAACUUUAAAAUAUUUGUUUUGUUUUUUGUGCGUGCGUAAUUUGGGGUUCGCGCAGUGCAACAGAGAAAGUUAUCCACAUACAUUCCACAUUCCACUCAGUAGAACCUAAGAAGAUCGCGCUCUUUGACUCUCUCUCUGAUUUGCGCCCGCAAUAUCAGUAUCGUACUCGCACUCGCUCUCGCUCUUGCCGUCUCUUUCAUUCGAUUGCAUUUAUCAAGUUGAUAACGGUUAAGUGCCUAAUGGCAAGUUCGCUAAACAAGACGAGACACAGGCGCAGAUUGGCUGCGAUCUCGUUUCUAUCGAAUAUCUCAUUAGAUGGCACACAUCGGGACACAAAAUUUGGCGCAACAUUUGGCAGCAGCAUCUGCACGCAACAGCAGCAGCAGAGGCAUUACAACAACAACAAUAAAGGCAACGCAACGGCAGCGUUGGGACUCGGCGCCGGCGGUUAUCAUCAGCAUUAUCAACGAAAUCAUCAGCAGCGCAGCAGCCAAACUCAACAGCAGCAGCAGCAGCAACAACAACAUCAUCAACAACAACAGCAGCAGCAGCAACAGCAGAAUGGAAAAUAUGGUGGCAACACUGCAGCGUUGCAACUCUGCAGCGCCGAUGUGCACAUGGGAGGAGAUGCCGGUAUCGGAAUCUGUGGACUGGAUGAAUGCGGAGGAGCCUCAGCUGUGGGCGGUGCCAGUGAUGGUGAUGGUUUUAGUGAAAUUGAAAAUAUGGGUCAAUACCUGAUGAAUGUGAGCAGCCUGUCCACCCACAAUGCAUCCAGCGUUGUGCCGGUUGAGAGACGCAACAUAAAGCGGCCCACUUCCUGUGGCCGCCAGCCUCAUCAGCAGCAGCAGCAGAGGCAGCAGCAGCAUCCCCAGGCACCGGGCACUGGCAAUAAUAGGCAACUGCCCCAACGCGGUGGCAGCGGCGGUUCUGGCGCUGAAAGUGGCAGCGAUUCGGACAGCGUCAAGAUACCGCUUAAGGUAUCCAAUUUGGGCAGCGGCGGUGGCGUCGGCGGUGGCUUGAAACUGCUGCCCCUAAGGGAACGGUAAGUUUCCAACAUAACUCUAUAUCU
This is a messenger RNA of Drosophila innubila, 1768 nucleotides long. Its product is annotated as probable serine/threonine-protein kinase yakA. The transcript is spliced from 2 exons. The record is from RefSeq and is a predicted model, not a curated record. The coding region runs from base 939 to 1745 and encodes 268 amino acids. Lineage: Eukaryota; Metazoa; Arthropoda; Insecta; Diptera; Drosophilidae.